Cololabis saira (Pacific saury) is the source of this 2540-nucleotide messenger RNA. RefSeq names its product serine/threonine-protein phosphatase PP1-beta catalytic subunit-like. The transcript is spliced from 8 exons. The record is from RefSeq and is a predicted model, not a curated record. Gene Ontology annotation, molecular function: protein serine/threonine phosphatase activity. Gene Ontology annotation, cellular component: cytoplasm; nucleus. Gene Ontology annotation, biological process: circadian regulation of gene expression; regulation of circadian rhythm. NCBI's taxonomy places the organism in Eukaryota, Metazoa, Chordata, Actinopteri, Beloniformes, Belonidae. The coding region runs from base 56 to 1039 and encodes 327 amino acids.
CUUCAAGUCAACACUGAGGGCCCGCUAGCCCAGCAGCCCGCCUGCUGGUGUCAACAUGGCGGAGAGCGAGCUGAACAUAGACAGUCUCAUUUCUCGUUUACUGGAAGUGCGAGGAUGCCGUCCAGGAAAGAUCGUACAGAUGACGGAGGCUGAAGUUCGGGGGCUCUGCAUCAAGUCCAGGGAGAUUUUUCUCAGCCAGCCGAUUCUUUUAGAACUAGAGGCUCCUCUAAAAAUCUGUGGUGAUAUCCACGGACAGUACACAGACUUGCUGAGGUUGUUUGAGUAUGGAGGCUUCCCCCCAGAGGCCAACUAUCUGUUUCUCGGCGACUAUGUGGACAGAGGGAAGCAGUCACUGGAAACAAUCUGUCUGCUACUCGCGUACAAGAUCAAGUACCCAGAAAAUUUCUUCCUCCUCAGAGGAAACCACGAGUGUGCCUCCAUCAACCGCAUCUACGGCUUCUAUGACGAGUGCAAACGUAGGUUCAACAUAAAGCUCUGGAAGACGUUCACUGACUGUUUUAACUGUCUGCCCAUUGCUGCGAUAAUUGAUGAGAAGAUCUUUUGCUGUCAUGGAGGACUUUCACCGGAUCUGCAGUCGAUGGAGCAGAUCCGACGCAUCAUGAGACCCACUGAUGUCCCAGACACGGGCUUACUGUGUGACCUGUUGUGGUCGGAUCCGGACAAAGACGUGCAGGGCUGGGGGGAGAAUGAUCGAGGGGUCUCCUUCACUUUCGGGGCUGAUGUAGUCAGCAAGUUCCUCAACCGCCACGACCUGGACCUCAUCUGUCGUGCACAUCAGGUGGUUGAAGAUGGUUAUGAGUUCUUUGCGAAGCGACAGCUGGUGACUCUGUUUUCUGCUCCCAACUACUGUGGGGAGUUUGACAACGCAGGAGGAAUGAUGAGCGUGGACGAGUCCCUCAUGUGCUCCUUCCAGAUCCUGAAGCCAUCAGAAAAAAAAGCUAAGUACCAGUAUGGAGGAGUGAAUGCAGGUCGGCCUGUCACCCCGCCUCGUACCGCUCAGGCACCGAAGAAGAGGUGAGCUGUUGGUGGACCCUGCAGCUCCUCCCUCCACCUCUCACGCCUCACACACUCCAGCCUUCUCAGUCAGCUUGUUCUUCUGUAAAUAGACAUGCUUGGAGUGUUUGCUUGUUCUCUGGGUAUUUCUAUGAACUUCAGUAGUCCAUUCAGGAUUGUUAACACCAUCCACGUGUGAAAUAACCAAGAGGCUUCUUUACAUUCAUAUUAAGAGUUUCCAUUGUAACCUUGUGAAUGUAUGCACGUUUGUGAUUUCUAUGACUACUCUGUCAGAACCACAUAUUCACAUCGCCACAUAUUUCAGACCUUGAUUCCCUCUUCUGUAUGGGAUGAAGUAUUACACACUACGUGAGGGAAUAGUUUGACAUUUCAGGAAAUUUGCUUAAUUGUAAGCCUGUCUGCCUUGUAAGUGCAGGGCAUGGAUUUAGUUUCCCAACUAAUCCUCUCUCUAGUUUACAGUCUUGGUUUAGCACUGCUGGGAACAGCUACAUAGUUAAUAAAUGGACACAAAGAUCAGAUCUUUUAACUUGAGUGAGCCAGUGUUUCCCAAAAUGUCAUUUUAUAUGUAAUAACCAUUCAGUAGACAUGACUGCUAGGAUUAUCUCAAUGACUCAAGAAUGUUUUUCUCUCCUUGGAGAUGAAUAAAAUCCAGAGAUUGUGAUGAUAUAAGUGCAAUAAUUAUUGCUAGAAAUCUUCCUAUGUACAAAUAUUUGCGGUAGCAAUUAAAAGCCUUUUUGAAUUAAAAACAUGCCAAAGUCAACUUGGUGUAUACUCCACCUUUAGUCAGGCUUUUGUUUACUCUCAAUGCUCCCCAUUACUCAAUGGUUCCAGACAUUUUUCGAACACCAACAACACAUUGUCACAUCACAAGCUGAGCAUUCAUUUAAAAACAAAUGUUCCAUUGUUUAUAGAACAAAAAAGAAAAAUGGCAAGACUGUUUGUUUUUUUUACUCUAAUGGGAAUUUGUCAAAGAUGGGAUUCAACCAAACUUUUGCUGAUCUUAAAUUUGUGACUUUGUGGAAAAUAGGUGUGUAGUAAAGUAAAGACAUCCAGUAUGUGCUAAUGAAAUACACAAGUGAAGGGUGAAGAAUAUGUUUUAUUAAGACAGCACUUUAAAGAACAUGAUCACAACUGAAAACGGUUGUAUUUCCUCUCAUAGUGACAAUGUAAAGAGUUGAAGUAGGCACUUUUGUUUUUGGUAUUCCAGUAUUAAUGUUCCCAAUAAAUGGUUAUUGAAUAAACUACAGUAAUUCAUUUCCAGUUCACCAUGUACAUUGAAAUUGGGUUAACAUUUUCUUUUAUUCUUGCCUUUUUCCUUUGUAAUUCUGUAAAUAUUUAAGUUGGUGGUACUAUGGGAGGAAGAUUUGUAUGAGGUUGUUUGAAAUGUGUGAAAUUAAAAUGCUAUUAAGCUUUUUGUUUUCUCAUCAUUUAACGGAUAUAAACACUGAGACUCAGUCUCGGACAGUGGAAAAAGUGAUUUCAUAUGCGUGAAGAUGUCUACAUUU